Protobothrops mucrosquamatus (brown spotted pit viper) is the source of this 2169-nucleotide messenger RNA. RefSeq names its product G protein-coupled receptor 149 (gene GPR149). Gene Ontology annotation, molecular function: G protein-coupled receptor activity; neuropeptide binding. NCBI's taxonomy places the organism in Eukaryota, Metazoa, Chordata, Lepidosauria, Squamata, Viperidae. The coding region runs from base 1 to 2169 and encodes 722 amino acids. Gene Ontology annotation, cellular component: membrane; neuron projection. The record is from RefSeq and is a predicted model, not a curated record. Gene Ontology annotation, biological process: neuropeptide signaling pathway. The transcript has 4 exons.
AUGUCAGUCACCCAUACUAAUGUUUCAUUAAAUGGGACAAGCUCCCCAAACCAGGGAAUGAUGGAUAUACCCAAAGACCAAAAAUCUUUGAAUCUUUUCAUUUUUUGCUUGACUUUUCUCAUCACAUUCCUAACCCUGCUGGGUAGCAUCUAUUCAUUAGUUUCCCUACUGAGAAUGCAGAACAAAAGUACUGUUUCAAUGCUUGCAACUUCGCUAAGUGUGGAUGAUCUGAUUAGUGUGGUACCAGCAACAAUUUUUAUGCUCAAGCCUUGGUUGAAUGAAAUGCUUCCCCAGACUGUGUGUACCACUUCAGCGCUCCUGUACUUAUUUCAGGGCUUUUCCAGCAACUUGAUGGGGUCCCUUGUAGUUUCCUAUAACUUCUACAGCCUCAACAAAAUGGGAGAGAGCCAAGGGGCCACCAAGAGGCCAGUGAGCAUGUUAUGGGCUGUUCUUACUAUCUGGAUUGUCUGUCUGUUGAUUUGUAUUUUGCCUUUAUGUGGCUGGGGCACCUAUGCUCCCACCUCCUGGGGAUGCUUUGCUGACUGUUCCAGUUCAUAUACCUUGUUUCUCUUUAUAAUCUACUCAUUGUGUUUCUGUCUCCUAAUUAUACUCUCCAUUCCUCUUAUUUAUCAAUUACUGUGUUCAGAUGAGCAGCAGCACUUUUAUGAUGAUUAUCAUCAAGUCACUGGAGACCAUUUUUCUUCUGGAGUACUUCCAUUUGAGAGUCACAAAUCUUCUCUCCCUACAGAAGACACUAUGAAUAAAACCCAGAAGCACUGUCAGAACUCUGACCCAGUUAUCAGACAAAGUCCAGCUGACCACUGUCACUUGGACCACUAUGGCACACGAAAUGUGCCACCUAACAACCGGAACAGCACUGUGGAAUUUGCUCAGAAACGCUUCUCGCUAAUUCUGGCUCUGACCAAAAUCAUUCUUUGGCUCCCAAUGAUGAUACAAAUGGUUGUUCAAUACACUGUUGGGUUUCAAAAUCUUUCCUUUGAGAUAUUCAGCUUCCUGCUAACUUUGCUAGCUGUCACUGUCACUCCGAUGUUUGUCUUGUCAGAGCACUGGAGUCACCUGCCUUGUGGCUGCAUUAUCAAUUGUAGAAAGAACAUCUAUGCAGUGUCAUCAGAGGAAAACAAGGCCAAAAGAAGAGGCUUUGAAUUCAAUUUGUCCUUUCAACAAGGUUAUGGAAUCUAUAAGAUAUCCCAUGACAACCGCCACAGUGAUGGUAGCAAUUCAAUAUCCUACCACAGCUUGCUCAACUGCGAUUGUGAGAACACAAAAGAAACUCAAAAAGACAGCAGCAAAAUGGAGUUCAGCACCAUUUCCGUGGUGGACAGCUCCACGUGUAAAAAUGUUGCUGGUUGCAAAAACCUUGACAGCACAGACGCCAGGAAAGACUUAAGCAGGGAUAAAUUCAUAGACAGUCUACUUUCUGAAAAAAUGACAUAUAAAAAAGAAGAGAUCCGGAAUAUUGAAAAAGGAACUUUUUUUGAAGGACCAGAAAGAAGGUUGUCUCAUGAGGAGGGCCGGAAACCAGAACUCUCUGACUGGGAGUGGUGCAGAAGUAAGUCGGAAAGGACCCCUCGACAGCGUUCAGGUGGUGCCUUAGCUAUUCCUCUGUGUGCAUUUCAAGGAACUGUGUCUCUCCAAGCUCCCACGGGAAAAACCCUCUCUUUAUCUACAUAUGAGGUAAGCUCAGAAGGACAAAAAAUCACUCCCGCAUCCAAGAAAAUUGAAGUGUAUCGCUCCAAGAGUGUGGGCCAUGAGCCAAAUCCUGAGGAUUCUCCAACCACAUUUACUGACACCAACGUGAAGAUUCACUUAGAGGUGCUUGAAAUUUGUGACAAUGAAGAAGCCAUGGACACCGUUUCCAUCAUUAGUAAUAUUAGCCAAUCCUCUGCCCAGGUCCGGUCUCCAUCCUUACGUUAUUCUCGGAAAGAAAAUAGAUUUGUCUCAUGUGAUUUAGGAGAAACAGCAUCUUAUUCACUCUUCAUACCAUCAAGCAAUCCCAACAGUGAUCUGAACAUAUCCAUUCCUGACACUGUCGAAGCUCACAGACAGAAUAGUAAAAAGCAGCACUUGGAAAAAGAGGGUUAUCAAGAAGAAAUACAAAUGCUAAACAAAGCAUACAGGAAAAGAGAAGAAGAUGGGCUUGGCAACUAA